GAAAACGGCACUUUCGGUCUUCAUAAGGGCUCGGAGGAGGGGGUGCGCUCGGCCGGCCAGUGGAAGGAGUUGCCGCGCGCGCGAGAGGAUCUGGACUCUGCAGUCUCCCGGGCGCCCGCUGGGUUGCGUCUGCGCCCCUCUUUCCCCGCUCGGCCCUGUCCCCCCGCUUGGGCUCACACCUGCUUCCCCCACCUCCACCUCAGAAGCCACGGCUCAGCCCGCCGGCACCUUGCGGUCCGUAGUGCAGUGCGGACACGAGGCGGUGAGACGUGUCCAUCCCGGAUCCGAGGGCCUCCGCCAGAUCAAGUCCCUUAACCUCGUGCCGAGCCCGGGAAAGCGAAGAGGAAAUUUACGGACUCUGGGAUCCCAAGGCAGGUCCGAUUCUGGUGCACAUCAUGUCCAGUUUUGAAGAUGCUGACACAGAAGAGACAUUAACUUGUCUCCAGAUGACUGUUUACCAUCCAGGCCACCAGCAAAAUGGAAUAUUCCAAUCAAGAAGGUUUUUUAGCCGAGAGAAACUCCCUUCCAGCGAAGUGGUAAAAUUUGGCCGAAAUUCCAUCUGUCAGUAUACCUUUCAGGACAAACAUGCUUCUCGAGUUCAGUUUUCUCUGCACCUAUUUAAAAAGUUUGAUAGCUCAGUUCUCUCUUUUGAGAUUAAAAAUAUGAGUAAGAAGACCAGUCUGAUUGUGGACAACCAGGAACUGGGCUACCUAAAUAAAAUGGACCUGCCCCCUAAGUGCAUGGUUAGGUUUGGUGACUAUCAGUUCCUGAUAGAGAAGGAAGAUGGAGAGUCAUUAGAAUUCUUUGAGAUUCAGUUUAUUUUAUCUACAAGAUCGCUCUUGCAAGAAAACAACUGGCUACCACAGAAGCCCAUACCUGAGUGUGGCAACUAUUUAUCCUGUUCCACCCAAGGCAAUUCUCCUAUAGAAAUGGGUGAAAAUGAAUGGUGACCACAGAGGGCUAAGAGAAUCAUGAAGGACCAACUCUGUAGACACUCUACAGACAAUCCACUUAUUAAAAGAGUUUCUGAGUGCGGUAUAUUACUGUCAUUUGCUGUGUUGCCAACUUUGAGAUCUGGUGUUACGUGAAGUCUGUAAAUUGUGUUAAUCAUUGAUUUAGUCACCUGCUGCGUUGCUGGAUAUAUGAAGAAAUUAUUAUAAUUGUGUAUCUGUGAGCAUUAAUGUAUGAAAAACAACCUUCAUGAUGAAGGAAUAGUGUUCUCAAAAUAAGGUUAUUUUCUUUUUAUGCCCAAUUUUGGUCCCAUGUUUUACACUGCUUCAUUUUGAUUUAUAAGUUACCAUCUCUUGGUUUGGUCAUAUUAUUUCACAGCAGCCAUUUGUUUCUAGGUCAAGGUUACAAGCAAGUUAUUACAGGUGAGGUAACUUGUUGUUACUUGUCAUACCAGAGUAUUGGAACAAAAAGCAUAAUGUGUUUUGGUGUCUGUGUGUCAUUGUGGUUUUAUAGUAAGACUUCUUUGUGCAAUAAUACCUUAAUUUUUGUUUUUUUUCUCUAUAGAAUUAGUGUUUAUUCCCAAGAAUAGUUUUCCUUUUCUAUAUUCAGCAUCUAAAACCAAUACUUUAAACAUUGUUAAUAAACUAUGAUGUUAAAUUUAAAA
Molecule: messenger RNA, 1615 nt
Organism: Phacochoerus africanus (Common warthog)
Lineage: Eukaryota; Metazoa; Chordata; Mammalia; Artiodactyla; Suidae
Gene: TIFA
Product: TRAF interacting protein with forkhead associated domain
Exons: 2
Coding region: 396-950 (184 amino acids)
Biological process (GO): canonical NF-kappaB signal transduction
Molecular function (GO): protein binding
Source: RefSeq, a predicted model, not a curated record